AUGUCAAUAGACAACCUCCUGACACCACAGAGGAACCAGCUAUCGGUGCAAACACACAACUUGCAAUCUGCAUCUUCCCCAAUGCUGAGCCCUUCGGUAUCCGAAAGCGCAUUCGAAAGAACACCUCGGGAGAAGCGCGAGCCAUACUCGGAUCAGGCACAAUUCUAUAUCAUGUACGUUCGAGUCGGCAAAGAAAAGGACUGGAACCAAAUCGAGUGCUCGUUCGAAGAAGUGUUUGGCCAACAUCGUGCGAAAGACGGGUUGACGGCUGUCUACUACCGCAUCAGGAGCAAAUGGGGUCUUCCACCAGUCAACAAGUCUUCGCAAGAGAUAUCCGAGGAGGGAAAGGAGAUGAUUCGGCAACGAGCGUGUGGUUUCGAUCAUGGGUUCCUGAAAAGAGUCGGGUAUUUUGAGUGGUGUCAGUCUUACCAAUCGUCAGCCGCGCCGAGAUGA
Molecule: messenger RNA, 453 nt
Organism: Aureobasidium uvarum
Lineage: Eukaryota; Fungi; Ascomycota; Dothideomycetes; Dothideales; Saccotheciaceae
Source: the annotation of a GenBank genome assembly